This is a messenger RNA of Colossoma macropomum (tambaqui), 1782 nucleotides long. RefSeq names its product ubiquitin-conjugating enzyme E2D 2 (UBC4/5 homolog, yeast), like (gene ube2d2l). The transcript has 7 exons. Lineage: Eukaryota; Metazoa; Chordata; Actinopteri; Characiformes; Serrasalmidae. Bases 442 to 885 code for a protein of 147 amino acids. The record is from RefSeq and is a predicted model, not a curated record. Gene Ontology annotation, biological process: protein polyubiquitination; ubiquitin-dependent protein catabolic process. Gene Ontology annotation, cellular component: nucleus. Gene Ontology annotation, molecular function: ubiquitin conjugating enzyme activity.
AAAACAUCGUCCUGCACAAACAGACUUUAUUCCUCCCGCUCGCUGCUGGGAGGUGGUGCUGGUGGUCUGGGUGUGUGUAGCUCCGCCAAGAGGAGACAUUUUGUGGAGAGAGAGAAAGCAGAUUCACACAGACUGUCGGCCCGGGGUUGGACGGACCUGCCAACUUUCGGUUUCUUCACGAACAACGCACAUUUAGCGACUAUUGAACGGUUCACCGCGGUUAAUUAGGAGCCUCGUUUUAUGAUUAACCCGUCACUGUCCUCUACUUGAUCGUUAGCCGGAUACAUUUAAUCGGAUUGGCGUUCAGUCCGAUAGUUUAGCUUAGCUUAGUUUACUGUCCGCAUUGCUUGGCUAGCGAACGAGAAGCUAAGCUAGCCGGCACAGCAGAGCAGCUCUCCGGCCAACACUCCCCCGAACUAUCGCCAACCACACAAACACAGAAUGGCGUUGAAACGAAUUCACAAGGAGCUGACUGAUCUGGGUCGGGACCCUCCAGCACAGUGUUCUGCAGGACCAGUGGGUGAUGACUUGUUUCAUUGGCAAGCAACAAUUAUGGGACCUAACGACAGUCCGUAUCAAGGGGGUGUGUUUUUCUUGACCAUUCAUUUUCCUACAGACUACCCUUUCAAACCACCUAAGGUUGCAUUCACCACAAGAAUUUAUCACCCAAAUAUUAACAGUAAUGGCAGCAUCUGUCUGGAUAUUCUAAGAUCACAGUGGUCACCAGCAUUAACUAUUUCUAAAGUUCUCUUGUCCAUCUGCUCCCUGUUAUGUGAUCCCAACCCAGAUGACCCGCUAGUGCCAGAGAUAGCUCGCAUAUAUAAAACAGACAAUGAAAAGUACAACAGAAUAGCUCGGGAAUGGACUCAAAAGUAUGCCAUGUGAUACCCGAAGAAAUGUCACCCCAACAAAUCUGCAUUAUAGCUGGAAAAAACAUCAAUAACUGGGUAUCCCUUUUUCCCCCCCUUUCAGUGAGUUGGCACUUCUCCCUGUCCCUGACCAAACUAGUUUUUUGCUCAGUUGUUUUCUGUCCCUUUUCAAAUUUUCACGUGCUGCAAAGAAGGGGGAUGUCAUAGCGAGAUCACGUUUUAUUCAUCGUUAGAAGAAGCCCUUGGGUCUGAACUAUGAAGCAUGUAUUAAACUCAAGGACCCCAGCCACUUUGUAUUGAGGUUUAAAAAAUAAUAAAUAAAUAAAGCAAAUAAAUAGAGUAUCAACUGCUUUUAACUCACGCCACAUACUGGAGGUGCUAUCAAGAAAAUAAAAAAAUAAAGAAAUACAAAGAACGGUGGUCCUUCGUGAGCGAUCUGUUGCUGGGUUGGCCUUCACAUUUUUUAUAAGCUUUUACGAUAGCAAUGAUACAGUCUGUGAAAAAAUAAUACUCUUGCUUAUAACUGACUGUUUCUAUGGGCAGAAUUAGUCCCAUGAGUACAUCAGCAGUUAUGAAGAAUAUAAGAUCUAUUUUAUGCAUGUUCAUAGGAAAAUAACAGUAAAUCGGUGGUCUGCUGAAAAUGGCUAUUUGCCGACAGUGUUAAGCAAACACACGUGUCCACUUAACGGAGUUUGGAAACUUUAUUUUGUUACUCCUUUUUCCUGGCUGUUUUCAUUUUGUUUUUUUUUUUCUGUUGUUUAUAGAACGAGGAGCUAUUAGUUUAUCUGUCUUCCUCCACACUGUUUGCCUGUUGCACUGAAUAUAUGAUUCGAAGCUCUUGAUGGAUGACCGGUCAACUAAUAGCUCUACUAGCUGUUGAUUUUUGUUUUCUCAAUAAAGUUCGUAAAAUUAG